AUGGUUUCCUUCCUGCUUGCUGCUACGUGUCACCCCAAAAAAAGGUUCUAUGUUUCGUUCACGUACUUCGCUGUCCUCAAUGUGUUAACUGCAGUUUUUUGCCAGAACGCGAUCGAGAGUGCACAAAAUGACCAGACAACGAUGGUGCACACCAUGAUCAGCAACAAGAAAGCCAUCCUGGCGAAGUUGAAGUCGCUUUUCUACGAAUUGGGAUCUGACGGCGCCCAGCAAGGCGAGCUGACCAUUGCAACCUUCGAACAGAAAAUGGAAGACCCUGAAGUGCAUGAUUUUCUGGAAUCUCUUGGGCUGAACGUUUGGGAUGCGUGGUCUUUCUUCAAGCUCUUGGAUGCCGAUGGAGGUGGGGCCGUUGACAUUGAGGAGUUUUUUCACGGUUGCUUGCGCCACCGUGGCACUGCCCGAUCGAUGGAUGUGGGCAAGAUCAUCCAGGAUCAACAAUGGAUGAUCCACAAUCAAGGUAAGUUUCAAGAGUAUGUGCAAAACCAGCUGACCAUUGUCAAGGAGAAACUUCAGCUGCUCGCGGAGCUCCAAGCCGCUGAAAGCGAUGAUGAGCUGAGCAAUGCUGUGAGCAAUGAGGUGAGUUCGAAACUGGAAGCAGCCUGA
Symbiodinium natans is the source of this 621-nucleotide messenger RNA. The record is from the annotation of a GenBank genome assembly. Lineage: Eukaryota; Dinophyceae; Suessiales; Symbiodiniaceae.